AUGGUUACCAAUAGUCUUGUUUCGCUCGCAGCGGCAGUUCGCUCGGCCUUGGCUAAACCCCAAAGCCUCUCGGCGUCCUCCGCAGAGGAGCAAGAGGCGAGGCUCGAUUUGAUUGAUCUGCUCCCCGAGCUCAAUGCAGUCUUAGUCGGUGAUAUUGAAUACCUCCGCGAACUGGCAUGGUCGGCUGUACACGUGCUCCCAGUGGCGGCCAUAAACCGAUGGGGAGUGGCAAAACUCGUUCCUGUUCACGGGGACAUCUCGUAUGAAGAGCUCGCGAAGGCAACCGGUGUUUCGGAGUCCAUUCUCCGGAGAACGCUUCGCCAUGCAAUGACGAGUCGGCUGUUCUGCGAGAGAAAUGGGAGGGUUGCACAUACACCCACGUCGAAAUUGCUGGUUGAGAAUGAAUACCUCGCCGCAUUCGUCGAUCUUCAUACGGAGGUGGCGUUCAAGAGCCUAGCGCAUACGACGGACGCAUUGCAAAAAUGGCCCGACUCGACAAGUCCGAGAGAAGUGGGCUACUCGAUCGCUGUCGGUAAACCUGGUGAGAUUUCUGUCUAUGAGGAUCUGGCGAAGGACCCUGCUCGGACAGUGAACUUCGGACGUGCGAUGCAGUUCUUCAGCUCGGGCGAGGGGUACGAAGUGACCAGUUUGGUUGAAGGCUACCCUUGGGGUAAGCUUGGGAAAGGGACUGUGGUUGAUGUUGGAGGGGCAAACGGGUUCGCGAGCGCAGCAAUCUCAAAAGCCUUCCCAGAUCUCAAACUCAUCGUUCAAGAUAUCCGAAUGGUGGGAGAGAUCAAGGUCGACUACCCAGGGACCAAUAUCGAAUGGAUGCAGCAUGACUAUUUCACCCCGCAGCCUGUCAAGGACGCAGAUGUGUACCUCUACCGCUUCGUGUUUCAUAACCAAUAUGACGAUAAAGCGACUCAGACGUUGAGAGCCGCGAUCCCGGCUUUGAAAAAGGGGGCGAGGAUUCUGAUUAACGACGAGAUUUUGCCGGAGCCUGGGAAGAUUAGGUGGAGGAAUGAGAGGGCUGUUAGGGGACUGGAUGCGAUUAUGCUUGCAUGUAUGAGUGGACACGAGAGAGGAGUGAGUGAGUGGGAGGAAUUGUUCAAGCAGGCGGAUUCGCGGUACAAGUUUCUCGGUGCGGCUCCAGCACCGAACUCGAAAAUGUGGCUGAUCGAAGCCGAAUGGACUGGAUGACGGAUAUGAGCAAGUGAGCACGGGGCAUCUGACUAUGUAGCCUCCUCUAUCAGUGAUUCUAUGAGUACUAUCAAAGAUUAUGGGGAUGUCGUGGGUCAGGCAAUUCAUGCAAGAGAGCCCGCUAAGGGAGUACCGAGAUAUCCCGCACGCAACACCUCAAAAUAUC
Molecule: messenger RNA, 1366 nt
Organism: Hyaloscypha bicolor E
Lineage: Eukaryota; Fungi; Ascomycota; Leotiomycetes; Helotiales; Hyaloscyphaceae
Product: S-adenosyl-L-methionine-dependent methyltransferase
Exons: 4
Coding region: 1-1200 (399 amino acids)
Molecular function (GO): O-methyltransferase activity
Source: RefSeq, a predicted model, not a curated record